GUCCCAAACAGAGAAACUGAGAAAAUGGAACAGAGAAUACGCCCCAGAAUACACAAUGAUUGCACAGAUUGCAAAGGGGAAAGCACCCAUGGUUGUGGAAGCAGCCAAUGCAGCCCGCAGAACAUUGAGGAACAUCAGACCGCUCAUCGCAGCCAGGUAUGACCCCAAAGUGAAGGAAUGGUUAGUGGCAACCGACGUAGCCUUCCAAAUUCCAUACUUUGUAGAAGGGGAAAACAUUGUUAAGGCCUUAAGAAACCAUGUCACCUUCGAUGUCCCUCUGGGUCUGUUUGAGACGGUGGCUUUAGAAUCAGACAUGGAGGACACCGAAUCCCAAGAGUGCUCAGAGAGCAAUCCCAAAACCAAGGAGCUAGCUGGCAGGAAGUCCCCGAGGGCCUUCUCACCCUUGAUUGCCAAAAUGCCGGAAGAGACGCAACUGCAUUCAGGGAUGAGAUGGAGACCAUGGCGGACGGUGGCUGAAGUUCCUUACAGCAUUCUGGCUGGCCCAGGAGUGUCUGCGGAGUUGAUGGCCACUUCAGUGGCCAGCAUCGUGGAGGCAGAGCAGCUAGAUGGGGAUGAAGAAUUGGACAUGAGAGCAUAUGCACUAGAUGAUGAGAGGUUUUACAUACGUGAAGGAUCAGAAGGUGAUGCAAGGGACGACGAUGACGAGUGGGAGAAGAUGGACAGGCUGAUCGAUUUGGAAAAAAAGGGAAAGGGACAGGUGGACACUGAGGGGAGAGGAGGGGAGGAGCUGGGCAAGGCGACCUCAGAGGGGAGCUCCGACGCCGUGUUACAAGAUGACAAAGGAAGGCAAGAGGAGAGAGAAGACAGCCUUGGGGCUGACACAUCCUCUCCCCCGCCCACCUAAGCAAAUGAGCCACAAGCCUA
Messenger RNA from Chara braunii, 885 nucleotides. Lineage: Eukaryota; Viridiplantae; Streptophyta; Charophyceae; Charales; Characeae. The record is from the annotation of a GenBank genome assembly.